AUGAAAUCGAGGCUUCAAAAUGGAAAUUAUUUUUUGAAUUAAGAGUUUACACUUUAUCAUAGACCAUAAAUACCUAUUACAAUCUAAUCAAAAUCAGCUAUAGAAAUUAAAUCAAUCCCGUAAGCGGCUAAUUAUCAAAAAAAAUAGAAAACCAUUCAUUUUUAUGAUCAAUAUAAAUUUGAAUAAUAUACAUCAGCUAAAACUAAACUCUAUGAUUUAUUAAGUCUUAGAUAAAGUAAAUAUAACAUUUUAUGUUAGCUAAUAGGACUCCAAUUUAAAGAAGAAGAUAACCUGAUUCAGCACACAUAGUUAAAAGAAAUCCAGAGAUCUUUACAUCAAUAAUAGAAGUAAACGAUGUAAAAUAAAAAGUAAAAACUGUAAGUCAAGAAUGUCCAAGAACUUAAUAAAAAAUUGCAAUGAUUUAACAUUCAUCAUAAUUGGCAAGCACAUAAAAAAGAAAUCACAAUCAUUCAAGAUCAACAAAUAAUAAUAAUAAUACUUCAACACCAAUUUUAAAUAAAACUGUCUCUUAAUUUUAAUGUUUCACUCCUCUAACAAAUUAAAAAAAUAAUGUCUAAUCUGAUCUCAUUUAAAGAAUCAAAUAACAAAAAUUAGAAAGUCUCAUCAAUCUUAUUAUUAAUAAUCAACUUAAUAAUAUUGUAAUUGGUUUUACAUUAAUAAAAAGUACUGCUCCUCUUCUUCCUUAUAUUAAAGAAUUAGAAAGAAGAAAAGCAGAAUUUAAAUAAAAAAGAUUUCAAAUUAAACUAUUCAGAAUUAAAUGA
Paramecium sonneborni is the source of this 782-nucleotide messenger RNA. The record is from the annotation of a GenBank genome assembly. Lineage: Eukaryota; Ciliophora; Oligohymenophorea; Peniculida; Parameciidae.